Molecule: messenger RNA, 1774 nt
Organism: Rattus rattus (black rat)
Lineage: Eukaryota; Metazoa; Chordata; Mammalia; Rodentia; Muridae
Gene: Sgk2
Product: serum/glucocorticoid regulated kinase 2
Exons: 12
Coding region: 21-1124 (367 amino acids)
Biological process (GO): protein phosphorylation
Molecular function (GO): protein serine/threonine kinase activity; ATP binding
Source: RefSeq, a predicted model, not a curated record
UAUCAGAUCAUAGCUAUAGAAUGGCCUCCAGCCCAGUUGGAGUUCCUAGCCCCCAGCCCUCUAGGGCCAAUGGGAAUAUCAACCUGGGGCCAUCAGCCAACCCAAAUGCCCGACCCACAGACUUUGAUUUCCUCAAAGUCAUUGGCAAAGGGAACUAUGGGAGGGUCCUACUGGCCAAGCGCAAGUCAGACGGAGCCUUCUAUGCUGUGAAGGUGCUGCAGAAGAAGUCCAUCUUAAAGAACAAAGAGCAGAGCCACAUCAUGGCAGAACGCAACGUGCUACUGAAGAACGUGCGGCACCCCUUCCUUGUGGGCCUGCGCUACUCCUUCCAGACCCCAGAGAAGCUCUACUUUGUGCUCGACUAUGUCAACGGGGGAGAGCUCUUCUUCCAUCUCCAGCGGGAACGCAGGUUCCUGGAGCCCCGGGCCCGGUUCUACACGGCAGAGGUGGCAAGCGCCAUUGGUUACCUUCACUCUCUCAAUAUCAUCUACAGAGACCUGAAGCCAGAAAACAUUCUCUUGGACUGCCAGGGUCACGUGGUACUGACAGAUUUCGGCCUUUGCAAGGAAUGUGUAGAGCCCGAGGAGACUACAUCCACCUUCUGCGGCACCCCUGAGUACUUGGCUCCAGAAGUCCUUCGUAAAGAGCCUUACGAUCGAGCAGUCGACUGGUGGUGCUUAGGGGCCGUCCUCUACGAGAUGCUGCACGGCCUGCCCCCCUUCUUCAACACAGACGUGGCCCAGAUGUAUGAGAACAUUUUGCAUCAGCCGCUACAGAUCCCUGGAGGCCGAACAGUGGCUGCCUGUGACCUCCUGCAGGGUCUUCUCCACAAGGACCAGAGGCAGCGGCUGGGCUCCAAGGAAGACUUUCUCGACAUAAAGAACCACAUGUUCUUCAGUCCUAUAAAUUGGGAUGAUCUGUACCACAAGAGACUGACUCCACCCUUCAACCCAAACGUGGAGGGACCCGCUGACUUGAAACACUUUGACCCAGAGUUCACCCAGGAGGCUGUGUCCAAGUCCAUUGGCUGCACCCCUGACACCAUGUCCAGCAGUUCUGGGGCCUCAAGUGCAUUCCUCGGAUUCUCCUAUGCACAGGAUGAUGAUGACAUCUUGGACUCUUGAGAGCCAAAUGCUUGGAAAGCCACCAAGCCCAGUUGGGACCUGCAGGAACUACCUUCUGCUGCACUAAGACACGACGAGUCCUGAAGAAGUCAGACGCGGUAGCUCAGGGAAGAGGGGAGCGUUUUCCAUCCCAUAAAAGAACAGUGCAGGGCUCAGGCUGGCUGGCUAGGCUCCCGAGUACCCAGCCGUCUGCGGUUGUGACUUGCCCUUCUUGAGAAAUGACUUCUGUGCUUGGUUUUUCAUUUUUGGUUUUGUUUGUUGUUGCUGAGGCUGUAAGAAAAGUAAUGUAAAGAACAUCUAUUUCGGCUCACAGUUUCAGAAGGUUCAGCCCACAGUUGGCUGACCCAUUGCUGUGCUCUUUAGCCGAAGUUGAGUCAUCUUGCUGGAAGGAGUGGCUUACCCUAUGCCUAGCAGGAAGCAGAAACUGAGUCUGGGCUGGGAAUAAGAUACCUUCUGAUAAGAUAUUUCUGAGUGACCCACUCCCUUCCAGCGGGGCCCAUGUCCUAGUUAUCACCUCUCCGUGCUAUAAAAUUACAAAUCUGUGAAUGGACUAACUUGCUGAGGAAGCCUGAGCCCCUCCCUCAUUGCAUAGUGAUCCAAUCAGUUACGAAAGGCCUUAUCAGCUGAACACGGCAACCAUCAGAAAACAC